Carcharodon carcharias (great white shark) is the source of this 3326-nucleotide messenger RNA. RefSeq names its product pyruvate dehydrogenase (acetyl-transferring) kinase isozyme 2, mitochondrial-like. The record is from RefSeq and is a predicted model, not a curated record. Bases 79 to 1308 code for a protein of 409 amino acids. The transcript has 11 exons. Gene Ontology annotation, cellular component: mitochondrion. Gene Ontology annotation, biological process: regulation of glucose metabolic process; protein phosphorylation. NCBI's taxonomy places the organism in Eukaryota, Metazoa, Chordata, Chondrichthyes, Lamniformes, Lamnidae. Gene Ontology annotation, molecular function: pyruvate dehydrogenase (acetyl-transferring) kinase activity.
GGCGGUGGGGAGUGUUGGCGGUGGCUGUCAGAGGGAAGGUCGACAACAACUGUAGCAGCAGCAGGAGCAGCAACGACAAUGAAAUUCGUUCGCUUUUUAAUGAAGAACACGGCCUUGGCCAACGUGCCGAAACACAUUGACCAUUUUUCUAAAUUCUCACCCUCCCCGCUCUCCAUUAAGCAGUUUUUGGAUUUUGGCUCAACAAAUGCCUGUGAGAAGACCUCCUUUAUGUUUCUGAGGCAAGAGCUGCCUGUGAGACUCUCUAAUAUUAUGAAGGAAAUCAAUCUUCUCCCAGACCGGCUACUUGGCACACCUUCUGUUCAGUUAGUCCAAAGCUGGUAUGUCCAAAGUCUCUUGGAUAUUCUUGAGUUUUAUCAUCGGAAUCCUGAUGAUCAGAGUGUUUUAUCAGGUUUUACAGAUGCCUUAAUCACAAUCCGGAACAGGCAUAAUGAUGUUGUUCCAACAAUGGCGCAGGGUGUGAUCGAGUACAAGGAAUCAUUUUUAGAAGAUAGCAUCACCAGUCAAAAUGUGCAGUACUUUCUGGAUCGAUUUUACAUGAGCCGUAUUUCCAUCAGAAUGCUUAUCAAUCAGCAUACACUCAUUUUUGAUGGCACAACAAAUCCAGCUCAUCCAAAGCACAUAGGCAGUAUUGAUCCAGACUGUGAAGUUGUAGAUGUUGUCAGGGAUGCAUAUGAAACUGCCAAGCUCCUUUGUGACCAAUAUUAUAUGGACUCCCCUGCACUAGAAGUGGACCAAUAUAAUGCAGUGAAUACUUCAGGACCUGUCCAUAUCGUUUAUGUGCCAUCUCAUCUCUAUCACAUGCUGUUUGAACUUUUCAAAAAUGCCAUGAGAGCUACUGUGGAAAGUCAUGAAUCCAGUCCUUGUCUUCCAUCUAUCAAAGUAAAAGUUGCACUGGGUGGUGAAGAUGUCACAAUUAAGAUGAGUGACAAAGGUGGUGGUGUUCCUCUAAGUAAGAUUGACCGGCUGUUCAGUUACAUGUAUAGCACAGCUCCCACACCACACUUGGGAAGUUCUAGAGGUACACCACUGGCUGGUUUUGGCUAUGGGCUGCCUAUUUCAAGACUUUAUGCCAAGUACUUUCAGGGGGACCUUCAGCUCUAUUCUAUGGAGGGUUAUGGAACCGAUGCAGUCAUUUACCUAAAGGCUCUAUCGAAAGACUCUGUAGAAAGACUACCAGUUUAUAACAAAUCUGCCUGGCGACAUUACCAACAUAGUCAUGAGGCUGACGAUUGGUGUGUACCUAGUAGUGACCCAAAGAACUUGGCUGUACAUAAGAUCCAGCAAUGAUGCACAAACCCAUCAGUUCAAUGUUGUGGAAAAGAGUGAAAGUGACUGUUGCGCUUUGACAUAACAAGUCAUAUGAUUUUUAGACUACCACAUGGUUUUUUAGAGCGUACAAUAGUAUAGAAGCAAUAAUAGAGAUAAGGAAUUAACCUCAAGUUGAUUCUAAGCAAGAGUAUUUGUCCCAUUUUUUUUUUGCAGAAUAUUACUGUUGAAAGACAAGAGAUCUUUAUUGAUUAACUUCAGUAGAGAAAAUAGUGGCAGUAUAAAUAUUUAAAGCUGUUUCAAGUUUAGUGUCAGAUUGUGGAGCAAACACAUUGGAUGGCAUUAAAAGUCUUGUGGGUAAAUGUAGCAGUAUUGUUAGAGAAGACUGGAUACUCUCACCAGUAAAAACAGCUAUAGAAAUUCAGAUUUUGGGUCAUAUAUUACAAAGAAGAAAUGUCCCAAACAUGAAGCUUAAAAUUCGACCAUGUACGAUAUACAUAUUGAUCCAAAAGAUGGCAUUUCACAAACCAAUAAUCUAAAUAUUCAAAAAUUUAAAAUAUUGUAUGGAAAAUAUGAUUUCAUUUGAUAAAGUUGCAUUUUUUUCAGGGGUGUGUGUUUAUCUUACAUAGGCGGUUCUAAAAUCAUGUGACCUACAACUAUCAGUGAUUUUUGAGACGUGUUAGGCCUAAAUCCUGAAAUGUAGAAACAGGCAUAGAAAUUCAGUUUAUGAAACCGGCUUGCUGUUCUUGUUAGAUGUGGCAGCUUUUUAAAAUUCUAAUUCCUUUCCUUAUUCAUGUCCUUUAAUUUCAAAUAUUGAUUUUUACAUCUGUGGCAUUUUGGCCAAAGCUCCCUGUGUCCUCAAUCCUUUUAUGGGAAGAAGGAUAUCCCAGGUUAACUUGGCUUUAAUUCUAAGAUUAUUUUGCAUUUUGUUCUGCAUUCUUCUGAUAGAGGGACAUUCCUUCUCUGUGUUCCUUGUUAAUUUCUUGUUUUACUUUUAAACACCUCACUUGAAUUAUCCCAUAACUUGCUUUUCUAGAAAUAUUUCCCAAGUUCAUUCAGCCCCUUUUUAAGCUUGAUAUUUUCCUCGUCAUUCAAUGCUGGAAUUUUUCCAAAGCCAGAUAAAUAUUUUUUAAAUGGUAAACACAAAACUGAACUCAGUAUUUUGACCAAUGCUAUGUAUGAUUGAAGCAGUUCUUCCUCAUCACAUUCUAAAUGACUGUGAUGAAGCUCAGCAUCACAAACUUUAUAAUUUUGUUUUUGCUCAUGCAAGAUGAUUUUUUUUUUUGAUCACAUGUAUCCCUAGACCUCUUAAAUCCCUUUGUUCAUUUUCCUUUACCUUCACCCUGCCUCCCACCACCCCCACAGCCAGGGCUUCACUGUUAUACGCCUACCUGUAAUUAUUCUGUCCAAAUUCUUUGUAUUAAACUUUUAUCAGUUUUGAAAUUUUCUGCUCUCAUCAAAAUGUACUACACCUCUUGAUAUCCCCUCUGGACAUACAAUUAUUAUGAAUGACAAAUUUAGUUUAUCAGUGAAAUGCUACAUGUUUAUUUUUAUCUGUAUAUACAUUGUGUGUAAAUCUGUAUGUGUUUUAUGCAAAAAGUGCCAAAGAUGUGCUCAUUAAGAGAGAAUGUGAAUCAUUGGCCUUUUAAAUUGUGCAGCUAUUGCAAUAUAUCAGUGCUUUUGUUAAAAUUAGAGUACAUAGUACUGUAGAGCUUAAAAGCUUGUUUAAUUUUUAGUCACUUUUGGGAAGGUUAAAAAAUGACUUGGAUUUUAACGUGAAUUUUAAAUAACACGACCAUUAUCUUUGGUUGUGUGUGAUUAUCAGCACUUGAUUUUAUUCUUUCACUGUACUGUAUCUCAUCAUUGUAUAUUUGUUUACAUCAGCAUUAUAUAUGCAUUUGAGUAUAGGAUCAUGUUCGAUAUGACACCUUGUCAUAAGGACCUAAUUGUUCCUUUUUCUCCAGUCAAACUUUGACUUUCCAAAUUUAGUUCAAAAUUGAACUUACUAAUCAUUUUGAAAAUAAAAUUGAUGAUUUUAA